AUGGAGCUGGCCGGGGAGGCACCGGCGGGAGGCCUCGCUGGGGCCGAGUUCCCAACGGAGCCCACGGAAAGUCGGGUCCCGGAACUGGAGCAACCGCAGGUCCCCGCGGAGGCGCAACAGCCCGAGAGUCCCGACAGCAGCCCAAGUCUGGCCCGGACCGCGAGGGAUGCGGCGGGCGCGGGCCCGGACCUCCCGGGGGAGAAGAAGCCGUCCCCGCCUCGCCCUGGGCUCCUGCGGGUGCCGCCUCUCAGCCUGGGCUACGGCGCCUUCCGCCGCCUGGGGUCCGCCGGCCCGGAGCCGCCAUCGCCGGGCCCCGCCUCGGCCGAGCAGCUCCGGGAAGGCGAGGCGCCCGGGGCCGAGCUGCUGCCCUGGGCCGCUCCCGGCGAGCCGGCGCCCGGCGCCUGGGCGCCCAUGGAACUGCAGGUGGACGUGCGCGUGAAGCCUGUGGGCGCGGCCGGCGGCAGCCGCGCACCCUCGCCCGCGCCCUCCACGCGCUUUCUCACCGUGCCGGUGCCCGAGUCCCCCGCCUUCUCCCGCCACGCCUCCCCGGCGCACCCUCUCCUGCAGCGGACACCGUCUCUGGGCGGCACAUGGGGCCGCAGCUCGCAGCUGGCCGCAGCCGGGACAGACAGCGGCCGCGAUGCCGAGGGCCGGGCCAGCCCCGCCGAGGGAAGCGCGGGCUCCCCUACGUGUCGCUGCCGCUGCAAGGAGCUGGGGUUGGAGAAGGAGGACGCAGUGCUGCUGCACCCAGGCGACAAGAAACUGCCCCGGGCUGUAGGACUCAUAGGGCUGCCCACAUACCUGAAGUCCCUGCGCUGGGCCCUGGCGGUCAUGGCUGUGCUCCUGGCAGUCUCUGCGGUCGCCAUUGUGGCCCUGGCCUCUAGAGCAGGCGUCAGGUGCCAGCCAUGCCCCCAGGGCUGGAUGUGGUCCGAGGAGCACUGUUACUACCUCUCUGCAGAAGCACAGGCCUGGGAGGCCAGCCGGGCUUUCUGCUCAGCCCACAGUGCGACCCUCCCCCUGCUCAGCCACACCCAGGACUUCCUGAGCAGAUACCCGGUCACCAAGUACUGCUGGGUAGGGGCCCAGCGAGGCCCCCAGGGCUGGCACUGGAUCGACGGGUCCCCCCUGCCGCCGCAGCUACUCCCAGAGGAUGAUGAGGACAACCCGGAUCUCAGCUGUGCAGGCCUGGAGGAAGGCAAGCUCGUGGCCAUGGACUGCAGCUCUCUGAGACCCUGGGUCUGUGCCAAGGGGACCAAGUGA
Messenger RNA from Propithecus coquereli (Coquerel's sifaka), 1260 nucleotides. It is a transcript of the gene KLRG2, whose product is annotated as killer cell lectin-like receptor subfamily G, member 2. The record is from RefSeq and is a predicted model, not a curated record. The coding region runs from base 1 to 1260 and encodes 419 amino acids. Lineage: Eukaryota; Metazoa; Chordata; Mammalia; Primates; Indriidae. The transcript is spliced from 5 exons.